This is a messenger RNA of Rotaria sp. Silwood1, 1698 nucleotides long. Lineage: Eukaryota; Metazoa; Rotifera; Eurotatoria; Philodinida; Philodinidae. The record is from the annotation of a GenBank genome assembly.
AUGUCAUUAUCAUUAGAUGAAUUUAUUGAAAUUCUCGGUGAAAUGUAUCAUACAUCUUAUGAUACAAUUGAAACAAUAAAAUAUUAUUUAGAUGCAAAUGAUAUUAUUGAUUUUGAUACAAAUCUUAUUCAUUCAUCAAUAUUAACUGAUAGUCGUAUUGAUGAGGAAUUUAAAUUAAAUCUUCCAAUGAAAUUGAAUGAUUUAUAUCAAACAAUUAAAAAAUUAAAUGGUUUCAAAACAUUAGAUCAAUUCUAUAUUGAUUUUAAUGCAAAAGAAGAUAUUGAUGAACGAUUAAAUAAAAUUUGUAAAAAAAUUCAAGAUCAUUUAAAUUUACAUAGUUGUAUAACACGUGUUGUACUUAAAAUGAUUGCUGAACAUUUCAAUGGUACAAUACUUAUACCAUUUCUUAAUGAAUUUAAUAAAAUUCCACGUUUUAUAUCAAUUAUUGAUAUAUUUGAUGAUUUAAUAACAUCAGUUAUACGUGAAGAUGAUUUAAUUGAAUAUUUAACAAAACAUGCAAUGGCAAUCAAAGGAAUUUAUACUAAUUCUCCAUUAAAUAAUGAUGAACGUCGAAAUCUUAUUACAAAAAUCUUAUUGAAUCAACAAAAAGAUUAUCAUCGUUAUCUAUUCAUGAUACUUGAUGGAAUCUACAAUAAUUUUCUAAGGAGACUUCUUGAUACAUUAGCUUCUAUUCUUGUUGAUUAUGCUGAUCCAAAAUAUGAACAUGAACUUUCAUCUUUAAUUACAAUACAUGAUAUUAUUUCACAAGAACGUUUUAAAACUUUAUUAAAAUUAACGAAUAAUAAAAUUAAUUUUGAAGAACUUUCUACAAUUAUUCUUCCAAAACAACAAGUAAUUGAAUGUAAAACUUUGCUUGAUUCAUUUCAUCAACGUAUUAAUUAUCGACAAAAACGUUUUAAACGCAUUGAAAAUUUACAAAAACUUCUUCUUUCAUCCAUAUUAAUUGAAAAAUUUCUAGAAAUGAUUUCAGACUUAGUGUCACCUAAUCAUUUACAUAUUCUCGAACCAAUUAUUGAAAAAUAUUCUAUAUUUUUAAAAACAAUUAUUAUUAGAAUUAUUUCAAAUAAAGAACAUUGUGAGAAAGUCAAUGAAAUUUUAUUAUCCAAUACGGAUUAUUAUUUAUCAACAGAAGAAGUUCUUAAAAUUUGUGCUUAUGAACAAAUAUUAGAUAUAAAUGAUCAAUUGCAUCAUCAACAAAAAUCAUCAAUUGAUAUAAGUGUAGAAAAUACAAAAGAAGAAUCUAAUAAGAAAUCUUUAAUUUUGAAUAUCAAUGAACAAGAUGCUGAUCGUAAAAGUGCAGGAGUAAAUCUUAGCAGAAUGACAAGAUUAGAUUUACGAGAAACUAGUCUUACACUUCAAUCCAUACUUGAUUGUUAUACUCUAAGUAUGUCUAUGUAUACUCAUGAUUCUGUUCUUCGACAUAAAAUAGAACAAACAAUCAUAAUAACUAUAUUUGAUUAUAUUCUUCAUUUUAAUCAUCGAACUAUGAUCAAUGAACAAUUAAGAAAAUUAUUUAAUGGAUUUAAACCUUUGGCUGUUUAUAAAGCUCAAUUAUUAAUUGAAAAAGAAUUGAUAGUUAUUAAAUUAUUAUUAAACAUACGUAAACAACAAGCAUCAUUAACAAAUGGUGAUCUGCAUAGAUAUCUUGAAUCAUAUCCAAUACCAUGUCGAUUAUGA